AACAGUUUUCCCGGGAACGCGAAGCGUGUUGAACGUCUCAAUUUGAAGGCAGCAGCGGCCAAAAGUUAAGCCACAAAAAACAAAUUUAAAUGUGAAUAGAAAGUUUAUGGUAGUGAAUAACGGUUAAUAAGUAAAUCGUUGAGCAGUUAAUGCGCGAAAACUAAAAAACCAAAAAACAAAAAAAAAAAAUCUGAGUUCUGUUAAAAAUUUUUGUGAUUUAUUCCAAAUACUGUGAGUUGCUCAAUGAAGUGAAUGGCGGAGAUGCAGAGAUAUUUUGAUACAAAGGAUAAGCAAAUAAAAAGCGGAUAAUCUAACGGCACAGUAAGAAUACAAAUUACAAACACAAGUUUUUAGCAAAACCAAAAAACAAAAUAAAAAAAUAAAACUGAAGGCAUGAAAAACGCGCUCUGUAUGCAGGCAAUAUUUUGAAAAUACCAGCAAGAAAGCAAAAAAAAAACAAAAAAACAAAAAAAUAAAAGCAAACGCCUCCUAAUGUGAAUUGCAAAUUUUCAAUGACAACAACUUCAAUUGUUUACAAAAGCAACAAUCAAGGUUGUACGUAUCAGCCACCUCACAGAGCGCAACCAAGUUGAAGGGCGUAGCUAAGGAAGGAAGCGUUGCAACAUUUUUGCGCCCGGAAAUUGCCUAAAUACUUUUGUGCCCAUUAAAAUGUUGGUACAAUAGGAAAUAUACACAUUUACAUAUUUCUGUGUACCGGCAGCAAAGAGUAAAACACAACCACAUUAACUUAUAAGUACUAUAUAAAUAUACAUAAUCCAGCACUUUCUGGCAGUUUUGUUGGAGGAAAAAAAAUUGUGGCAACAAAUAUUUGUGAGAAAAGCGGCGUUGGCCAACAGCUACCAACCACCAACCUCCAACUCCAGCUACCAGUAACGUACCAUUUCUUCGCCGGGUAAGCAACUGGAGUAUACCACAAGCGACUGAGGCUCGACAUUUCCUCCCACCACAUCAAAAAACAGACAACGUUUUAGGAGGAUAACAGAGAUAAAAAUCAAAGCCAGAGAAACAAAAAAUUAAGGAAUUACGCAAAAGCUGGCAUGAAAAGCUGAAAAUUCACGCACAUCCUUACGGAAGUGGUGAAUGCAAAUAUUUAGUUAAAUAUUUUGGCCAAACACAUGCUUUGAAUGCUCGGCAGCUACGGUUACGUGAGUAAAUUUGUAUGCGUAUGUGUUGGAAUCUUAUUCCCCCAGCAGCGCUGCAAUUUGUAAAAUAACCGGCGGGCUUCUUUCACUGUUGCAAAUUAUCACGAAUAUAUUUUAUGCAAAGUAUGGUCCAAGCAACACCUGAAGCCGAGUGAACAGAGCGAAGAGACUUACAUAUUUCAAAGGAGGUAUAACAGAGCGACCGCAGGGGACGACAGACCGAGUGAAAAAUUAUCAACUUCAAGACGCGCAAGCUGCUUGAUUUAUAGCGUUUUGCGAAAUACGAGUGCGACAGCAAGUUAACUACAUUUGCUGCAGCUACACCAACAUCAACAACAAGAACAGCAAUUCACCAAACAUUGAAACACAGCCAAGCACCGAGCAGCGCUCAACUCACUCGAAAAAUCACCCAAAGCCAUAAAAGACACAAGAAACGCUGAGUUCGUUAUUACGAAUAAGAAAAGAAAACUUAUGCAAGUGAAGAAUACGAGAAAGAGACACUUUGUUUUCGUGUUGCAGUAGCGCAGCAGCGCAUCUUGAAUUGCAUUGCACGGCACUUCUUCAACAACGACACACAUCAGCGCAGUUCAACACAAUUCCAGGCACGUCUCUGCAAAUAUCCGCGAGCGCGCCGUAGGCACUCCUCAAUCCUAUUGUCGACACUCAGCAUCUGCUCUACAAGCAGUCCAAGAAGCAAUCGUCAGCAUUUAGUAUAUCGGCGCAGCGAACGCAGCAGACACCAGCUUCCCAUCCACUUUCGCGGACCACUCACUCCAAACGCCCCGCCAAAAUGCGCGGCCGCCACCUACGUAGGCGCUUCAGCUUGCAGCCGUCAUUUAUGAAGGACGACAGUGCUGACGAUAAACCGAAGCGAGUCAAAGUUGGACGCAACAAUGCCGUGGAUGACGCCAUUGGACCAGCAAACGCACGUCAUAAAAUCGUUGUUAUGGGUGCGGCUAAAGUUGGCAAAACCUCUAUAAUCACACAAUUUCUAUACAACACAUUUAGCACCAAAUACAAAAGGACCAUCGAGGAAAUGCAUCAAGGCAACUUUUCAAUUGCCGGCGUUAGCCUGACGCUGGACAUUCUAGAUACGGCCGGCUCCUAUGAGUUUCCUGCUAUGCGCGCCCUCUCCAUUUCAUCGGCAGAUGCUUUCAUUCUGGUCUAUGAUGUCACCGACGCGUCCACAUUCGAGGAGAUUCGCAUGAUACGCGACCAAAUACACGAGACCAAAGCGACAACAGCUGUGCCCAUUGUGGUGGUUGGCAACAAAAUUGACCUGGUCGCUGAGAAGGAUGAUGGGCGGGAGGUUGAAUAUGCCACUACAGAAUCGGUGGUCACCUUAGAUUGGGAGAAUGGUUUUGUUGAAGCAUCUGCGGCCAAAAAUGAAAACGUAACACAGGUUUUCAAAGAGCUCCUCUCACAGGCAAAAAUCACGUACAAUCUAAGUCCAGCAUUACGACGACGCCGGCAAUCGUUGCCACAGCAGGUGGGCAAUAAUGGAGCAGGCACCCCAACACAUCAUCAUCAUCCACAUGUAGCAAACACCUCGGCGGCGGGCAGCGCUCACGGAGCGACAUUACCGGCGCACGCACCAACUGCGGCGCAACUGCAACACUUGCAAAGGAUACAGGAACGCAGUUUGGGUAGCAAACGUAACUCCUGCACAAUAUCCUAAAGUCAAUAAGCAUGGACAGAAAAUGCACGUACACGCACACACGCACACACACACUCGCACGUUUCCCAUGUGACAUAAAGUGCGAAUAGGAGGCAUUGGCGAAUAGGCACGUAAAAAUUAUUGCAGUGCAGUUGCAGCUAGCAAAGCUUAUCAAAUAUAUGCGGAAGCGAACAUGUGGUUGUGAGUGGCCAGUGGGUGCGUGUAUGUGUGUGUGAGCGAGUGCAUUUGUAUUAGGGAACAGAGUUAAACUAAAUAUUAGGGGAAAUAUUAAGUAUUCAGAAAUAAGUAUGCAACUACGAGGUUCACAGAUAAACACAUACAAACAUAAAAUUCCAUAUGCAGGUUAUUGCCUAUUCGAAAUUCGAACUCUGUUAAGGGGUUAGCUAAGCGUUAUUUGCCACAAAUUUGAUUUGACCAACUAAAUGUGCCAAAUAUCAAUGGUUGUCGAGUUAGAGCAGAUUUAGAUUAUUAUUUGCUUUGCUUGGACUUUUGACUGAAAUCUGA
Molecule: messenger RNA, 3345 nt
Organism: Anastrepha ludens (Mexican fruit fly)
Lineage: Eukaryota; Metazoa; Arthropoda; Insecta; Diptera; Tephritidae
Product: ras-related protein Rap-2b
Exons: 6
Coding region: 1954-2841 (295 amino acids)
Molecular function (GO): GTP binding; GTPase activity
Source: RefSeq, a predicted model, not a curated record